Messenger RNA from Nematolebias whitei (Rio pearlfish), 3657 nucleotides. It is a transcript of the gene vwa5b1, whose product is annotated as von Willebrand factor A domain containing 5B1. Gene Ontology annotation, molecular function: nucleic acid binding. The record is from RefSeq and is a predicted model, not a curated record. The transcript is spliced from 21 exons. Bases 1 to 3657 code for a protein of 1218 amino acids. Lineage: Eukaryota; Metazoa; Chordata; Actinopteri; Cyprinodontiformes; Rivulidae.
AUGCCUGGACUCAUUAACAAGGAGACCCGCUGUGCUCUGCCGCUCAGCGUGUGUGACAUCACUUCCUGUGUCAGGGGUUACACUUUGGCUCUAACAGCUUCUAUGACCUAUGAGAACAUUGAAGAUCAUGCAAUCGAAGGGAUCUUUAUAUAUCCACUGGAGGAGAACUCCAUUGUCGUGGGGUUUGAGGCUAUGAUAUCCAGUCAAAUUAUUUCACUGCAAAUAAAAGGUAAAGCAAAGAUCGAUGACUGUUAUGUGGGUAGUUGCCACACAACAAACGGAGCUCUGCAGAGCGGCACCGGGCACAUACUGAUGGAUGAGGAUUUUGAGAGGACCGUGUUGGUGGUAAACCUUGGGAGUAUCCCUCCAAUGGAGACGGUCCAUAUCCUGGUCAGUACUUCCUCAGAACUUUCCACUCUACCCAGCGGGGGCAUCAGAGUUUCAUCCCCACCAGUUUGCACCCCGCGGGUACAGAGGACCAUCAAUGAGGAGCAGGGGUUGUCCCCAAACUUCUCCAGAACGCGUGAAAGACUCACCUGUGCCUCAAGUCCUCAUGAUCAAAACCUAAAUGCCCCUCAGCUGUGGUUGGCCACGCUGCUAGAAGAAGAAGCCAUCAACUCCAUGGACUAUGAGUUCAACUUCCAGCUGGAGAUUCGGGCUCCCUAUCUCCUCGCAGGUGUGGAGAGCCCAUCUCAUGCCAUCCGGGCCGAUGCAGACCCUUUGGCCCGCUCCGCCACCAGCAUCGUCAUCACGCUAGCUGACAAGUACACUUACGACUUCCCUGUUGAAAUCCUCAUCUACCCCAGCGAGCCCCAUGUGCCCCAUGUGCUCAUUGAGAACGGAGACAUGACGCAGGAGGAGUAUGACGAGUAUCUUCACAGCCGGAGCGAUUUCAUCAAAGCCACCAAGAAGGACUCCAGCAAUCAGAGGAAGAUGCAACCCUCUUGUUUCACCACAGAAAGGUCUAAGGUGGCGUACACAAUCUCUCUCCUCUCCGGCAAGGCCAAGAGGUGGGGAACUGCUGAGUGGCAGCGCGACUCUCCUAUCUGCUACAUUUUUCAGACUUUUGCCAAGGAGCUGUGUCGUGUGUUCGACCCAGUCCUUCCCAAGAGGGAGGCCGCCCGACGCCUGUUUUCCAUCCGUCAAGGUAGCCAUUGGAAUGAGGAGGCGCUCACUGACGCUUUUUACCGGGGUCUCAACGACAACAUCAAGGAUGGUCUUGCUACCAAGCGCUACCCUUACUCUCUACAGGACUUGGAGGACUUGGCCACCAGGGCCCCUAACCCUGAGGAACCCUUCGUCGUGGAGGUGGAUGCCUCCAGCACAGGGGUGGGGGCCAUACUCAGUCAGCGCAGUGUGGACAGACCACAAAAAUCUGGAGUAUCUCAGGUCGGCACGCCGAUUAAACCCCCGUCAGGCCAGUCCAAGACGUCCAGGCAUCCUCCUGCUGGACUGCUUCGCCCUCUCCCCUGUCCUAAACGUCCUUGGUCCCACAUUGGGAUGGAUUUUAUAACCGGUCUCUCGGACUCUGAAGGUCAUUCGGUCAUUCCUACGGUCGUGGACCGUUUCUCUAAGAUGACCCACCUGGUUCCCCUUCCCAAACUGCCCUCUUCUAAAGAGCUCGCUCACAUCAUGUUCGCUCCCCCCCCACCCGCCCGCCUGAUUGACGGGUCUCCUGCCUACACGGUCCAUCGCCUCCUCCGUUCUAGGAGGAGGGGUCGCGGCCUCCAGUAUCUGGUCGACUGGGAGGACGAUGCAUCACCAAGGAGGCGUGCAUACAGCACAAAUCAAAUCCCAGACUACAACCCAGCCAAAAAAACCUACACAUCCAGUGACCCCAGCUCUGUGGUGCCCAAGAAUCCACUGAGAAGGUCCAAAGUCCAGGAACUGACGGGCCAGAUGAGCCCCGAGCAUGAAGCUCAGUGGAAAAAUGACUACCAGCCGCAGGUGGCCAGCCUGUGUGCCACAUCGUUCAGAGGACGACCUGCCAGCUGUCACAUGCAACUCCCUCAGCAGGAGCCACCUCUGCCACAAGAAGAGGACUCUGAGCUCCAUUUCCAGCUGCAGGACAGCUCUCAUCACGGUGACAGCAGUGGGGCGCCGGUGGCUCGCAACCCCGCUGGGGAAGAUGGAUCCAGAUCGUCCACAGACAGCCCCUCUGUAGGCAGCAUAGGAGACACAGAGGGAUAUGGACACCAGCUGUGUCAAGCAGAAACCCCCCAAGAGGUUCACAUGUCAGAUCUGGGAUCUGCUGGCCACCACAAAGGAGACUGCAAGGCAGUGGUGUCAGGACUGCUGUGUGGAAAACCAAUGAAAUGGGAGGUGGCCUUUGAUAUCAAGCCUUUUUUAAAUGGCCGGGAACGUGAGGAAAAGGUUCACGAGGAUCUGUGGAAUGAAACCUUCCACCACCUGGCUGGGCGCUCCAUCAUACGGGACUUUGAGCACAUGGCAGAGAAGGAGUCUGAGAUAGAGCACGGUUGUGGCAGGAAGUACCAGGUAUAUGCCAUUCACACCAGCAAAUCUUGCAAUAUACUGAGCAAAUACACAACAUUGAUUCCUAUUGACCUGGACACCAAUGAGUAUUUGCCGACAUGUGUUGAAUACAUAAAUGCUGGUGAAGGUCAGAAGAGGGGGACCAGGUCUCGAUCAGGAAGCCACAAGAACAAAGUUUACUCGAUUGGCCUGGGUCGCUCUCAGUCAGGAGGCACGCCCGACGAUGCUGAAGACGUCUUGCUGCACAACAGUGCAGAGGAUGGUGUCUCUCCAUGCAGCACCCCCUCCUCUGCUGGAUGGGAGAAAUGCAGCUUCACUGAGGUCUCCCAAAGGAGUCCAUCUGUGACCUCUGACCAAUCCUUGAAAUCUGUGGAGAGCCUUUUUUCUGCCAGGCUGGCCCUCAGCAGGACUCGCCUCCUGACUCGAGCUGCCAAAGGAUUCAUGUGUCGAUCACACAGCAAGUCCGGCGAUUCUAUUGGAGAGAGUGAGAACGAGAACAAAGACUACAUUCCUCUGGUGUUGCUGCAGCUAGCUUGUGGUGCAUUUGCCCUGGACUCAGAUCUGUGUGAAGCCAUUAAUGUGCCAAUGGACAAGCUGAAGUGGACGUCUCCAUUUGUCAGCCACCGCACAAGCCUGGGCCACCUGUCCCACUCCAGCGCCCGCCACCCUGACAGCACCAAUGACAGGUACAGACCGCCGUUUGAGCCAGAGAUGUAUCAGCCGGCUGCAGAGCAGGAAGUUGGCAUCCAAAGUUCCUUGCUUUCAUCAAGGAACGUCCGGUCAGACACUUGUUCCUCCUUUAUACCCAGUAAGCCUUCAGCUGUUGAUCCCCCACCUCCCCAGGUGGACACAGCAUGGGUUUCAAGGUCAGGGGCCUUGGAAACAUCGCCAGGCGCCGUGUUGAAGAGGAUAAUGGAUCCAGAGAGCAUGGUGUGGGCAACAGCUGUGGCCCUUGCCUGGCUGGAGCACAGCUCAGCCAGCUAUUUCAUUGAGUGGGAACUGGUGGCUGCCAAAGCCAGCAUGUGGCUGAGCGCACAGGAAAUCCCAGAAGGGAAAGAUUUAGCAUCCAUCAAGUCUGCUGCCAAUCAGCUCUUCAUCAUCCUCAGACACUGGGAUGAAAACCUGCAGCUCAACAUGUUGUGCUACAAUCCCAACAGUGUCUGA